AUGGCUGACUCGGGGCCAAGUAAAAACGAUAUUGAAGCAAUAUUCCAGAGAUUACGUUCUAUUCCGGCGAAUAAAGUAUGUUUCGACUGCAACGCGAAGAAUCCUACGUGGUCGUCUGUGACGUACGGUGUGUUCAUCUGCCUGGACUGUUCGGCGGUGCACCGCAGCCUCGGCGUACACCUCACAUUCGUGCGAUCCACGCAACUUGACACCAACUGGACAUGGAAGCAGCUCCGAAACAUGCAGCUUGGCGGGAACGUCAACGCGACUCAGUUUUUCCGUACGCAUGGCUUGGUGACAGAUGAUGCCCGACAAAAAUACAGUUCCAGAGUGGCUCAGAUGUAUCGUGACAAGUUAAAUUUACUGUCUGAGCAGGCUAUGAAGACAUAUGGAACAAAGCUGCACCUGGAUGCUGCGCCGGCCGAGGUGAAGGAGCAGAGCAAGGAGGCCGAGGUAGACUGGUUCGCGGAGAACAUUGCCACUAACACUAGCGAGCUUGCCACCACUGCACAGGUGUCCAAACCGGACAACGAGUUGAGCUCCGAGGCGCGCCUGUGGGGCUCCAGCAGCGCCGCGGGGGACGCGCCCCGCGCCUCCACUAUCGGCGCCAGGAAAACGCCCGCCAAGCGCUCCGGGCUGGGCGCUCGCAAGGGGGGGCUGGGCGCUACCAAGGUGGCGGCCAACUUUGACGACAUCGAGCGGGAGGCCAUCAUGGCUGAGAAACUCAAAAUAGAGACGAAGGCGACGGAGAGCUCGGCGACCAUAGAGAACGUGGAGCAGGAGGUGGCGUCGCUGCGGCUGGCCUACCGCGAGCCCAGCGCGCGCGCCAACUCCGACCGCCUCGGCAUCGCCGCCGCCAGCCGCGCCGGACGAGCAGCGGGUGUGACGCACUCGGCCACGUCGGACAUGACGGUGAUCGAGCACGACGACGCGCCCACGCGCACGCCCAUCGACGACAUCGACGACUUCAGCUCCGCCUUCACCAUGAUCAGAAACGAGCCGUACAGCAACAGCCGCGGCCUGGACAAGCUGUUCGGCGAGGGCGAGUCGCGCUCCAAGCUGUCCUCGUCGGCGUCGCUGGACGGCGUGCACAGCAUCGAGCCGGAGCCCGCGCGCGCCGUGCACACCAUGUUCUCUCCCGCCACCACCACCAGCACCACCGGCACCACCAGCACCGGCGCUGGACGCUCGCGCCCGCGCCGAGCUGAGACCGUGGACGACGACUCGGCCGUCAAGAAGUUCGGCUCCGCCAAGGCCAUCAGCUCCGCACAGUUCUUCGGUGAACAGGAGUCGCGGUGGGAGCGCGAGGGCAACCUGUCGCGGUUCCAGGGCAGCAGCAGCAUCUCGUCGGCCGAGUACUUCGGCAGCGACGCCCGCCCGCCCGCCUUCAGCGUCUCCGCGCCAGACCUCGACGAUGUGCGCGAGUCGGUCCGCGCGGGCGUGACGCGCGUGGCGGGGCGGCUGUCGUCGCUGGCCAACGGCGUCGUCUCCUCCAUACAGGAGAAGUACGGCUACUGA
Arctia plantaginis is the source of this 1518-nucleotide messenger RNA. The record is from the annotation of a GenBank genome assembly. Lineage: Eukaryota; Metazoa; Arthropoda; Insecta; Lepidoptera; Erebidae.